Salvia splendens (bonfire salvia) is the source of this 588-nucleotide messenger RNA. RefSeq names its product phylloplanin. The transcript has 2 exons. NCBI's taxonomy places the organism in Eukaryota, Viridiplantae, Streptophyta, Magnoliopsida, Lamiales, Lamiaceae. The record is from RefSeq and is a predicted model, not a curated record. The coding region runs from base 1 to 480 and encodes 159 amino acids.
AUGGCACUAAAAUCUCUUCUUGUGUUAGGCCUCUUGAUCGGGUGCAUCGCAUUGCCACUCGCUCAAGCGCAGCUUGGUGGGCUUGGAGGCCUUCUUGGCCCUAUUUUUGGCCUUCUCCGAAUCCAAGGCAUUCUCUUUUGCACUCCCAACGGAAACGUAGGUGUCAGUGCCACUGCCACCCCCGUUUUCCCUAAUGCUUUGGUGCAGCUGCAGUGUGGUGGAAAUGUGGUGUCUACUGCUACAACAGAUAGUUCGGGUGUAUUUUCGAUAUUGAUGGACCCCGUCAACUUUCUUCUCUCGACACUCCUCUCUGGCUGCAGGCUCGCUGUCAACACGCCUCUCGCCUCGUGCAACGCGAGCUUGCCAUCUGUCGGCGGCCUGGCCUCGAACCUGCAGUUCGUCGGAAACACUGUGGCCGGCCUCUUGAACGUCGCCAACUUGGUUCCCACCGGUUUUCAAUUCAAUGCUAAUUUGCACUAGUUGUCUCAAUUAUAUAUAAUGUUGUGUUCCACUACAUAUAUCAAUAAAUGGAAUGUGGACAUGAUAAAUGACUUGAAGAAAUCACUAAUAUAAUAUACUCAUUAUCAA